Molecule: messenger RNA, 3628 nt
Organism: Dicentrarchus labrax (European seabass)
Lineage: Eukaryota; Metazoa; Chordata; Actinopteri; Moronidae
Gene: septin10
Product: septin 10
Exons: 10
Coding region: 130-1413 (427 amino acids)
Biological process (GO): cytoskeleton-dependent cytokinesis
Cellular component (GO): septin complex; microtubule cytoskeleton; cell division site
Molecular function (GO): GTP binding; GTPase activity; molecular adaptor activity
Source: RefSeq, a predicted model, not a curated record
GAUGCAGUGAGGCGGUCCCGAACAGGAGUGAAAAAAAAAAAAAAAAAAAAGAGAAGAAGUUGGUCUUAAGGCAGUUUUGUUGUAUUGUUUCUGAAUAUAUCUUGGGGUAUUAACGUUUGACCAAAAACUAUGGCUUCUUCGGAUGUUGCUCGGCAGCCGGACAAAGGAGUCCGGCCCCUGUCCCUGGCUGGCCAUGUGGGCUUUGACAGCCUCCCGGAUCAGCUCGUCAACAAAUCGAUCUGCCAGGGCUUCUGCUUCAAUAUACUUUGCAUCGGUGAAACUGGCAUCGGCAAGUCUACCCUGAUGGACACUCUGUUCAAUACCAACUUUGAGAACUUUGAGUCGUCCCACUUUGAGCCUCAGGUGAAGCUACGGGCUCAAACCUACGAUCUACAGGAGAGUAACGUUAGACUACGCCUUACUGUGGUCAACACCGUGGGCUUCGGAGACCAAAUGAACAAACAAGAGAGCUAUCAGCCGGUGGUGGACUAUAUCGACAGGCAGUUUGAGAGCUAUCUACAGGAGGAGCUAAAAAUCAAGCGCUCUCUUCACAACUACCAUGAUUCGCGAGUCCACGCCUGCCUUUACUUUAUAUCCCCCUCAGGCCAUUCACUCAAAUCCCUGGACCUGGUCACUAUGAAGAAACUAGACAGCAAGGUGAACAUCAUCCCAGUGAUCGCCAAAGCUGACACCAUCAGUAAGAGCGAGCUGCACAAGUUCAAGAUCAAAAUCAUGAGUGAGCUUGUCAGCAACGGCGUCCAGAUCUACCAGUUCCCCCUGGAUGACGAGACUGUAGCUAAGGUCAACACUACAAUGAAUGGUCAUUUGCCGUUUGCUGUAGUUGGCAGCACAGAGGAGGUCUCUGUUGGCAAUAAGAUGGUGAAGGCUCGUCAAUAUCCGUGGGGUGUGGUACAAGUGGAGAACGAGAAUCACUGUGACUUUGUGAAACUGAGAGAGAUGCUGAUCUGUGUAAACAUGGAGGACCUGAGGGAGCAGACUCACACUCGCCACUACGAACUGUACAGACGCUGCAAACUGGAGGAAAUGGGAUUUAAAGACACCGGCCCAGAGAGCAAACCUGUCAGCUUGCAGCAGACUUAUGAAGCCAAGCGUCAGGAGUUCCUGGUGGAGCUGCAGAAGAGAGAGGACGAGAUGAGGCAGAUGUUUGUGCAGAGGGUGAAGGAGAAGGAGUCUGAGCUGAAGGAGGCUGAGAGAGAGCUGCAAAGUCGUUUUGAGCAGCUGAAGCGCCUCCAUGCAGAUGAGAAAGCAGCUCUGGAGGAAAAGAAGAGACUCCUGGACGAGGACCAGAGUUCCUUCAGCAAGAGACGAGCUGCCGCCCAGCUCCUGCAGGCCCAGAGCCUCACCGCUAACGGCAAGAAAGACAAGGACCGCAAGAACUCUGGCUUCAUGUGAAGACAUCGGGAGCCGAAGUACACUCUAGUAUGACCAGUAUAACCAGUGACAUUCUGCCCACAUCUUUUCCAGCCCUUUGUGGCCAGUCUCAAACACUAAUCAGGAAACCCCCACACAAACCAGCAGUGUGUGCGAGUGUGAGUUUUGAUUUUGUGCCAAAGUUUAAUGACUGUACCCAUGAAUCCUGUGUACACUUUCCUCAAUGGUAUUUUUAAUCUUCUUUGUGGGUUUUAUACCUCUGUGUAAUAUUUUAUAUUUAUCCUUUCAUUUUUAUAUAAAACCUUUAUUUUCCAUAUACCUCCCCUUUUUUUUUUUUUUUUUUUAAACUUCUGCCCAGACUGAGGGGCACCCCAGGGUGUUGAUCCUCACACAGCCUCCUCACUAGAUGCUGUACAUUAAUCAAAGGACUUGAAUAGGUACAAACAAUACAUUGAAAGGGACCUCUUCAGUUACAUUUAAUCUGUCUGCCAUAUCUAUAAUAACAGCACUCUUAUUGAUUUGGAACGCAGUCUUAGGAGUUCGCUAAAGAGACAGUCAAACUUCUGUAACAUGCCUCUUACAGACAUGCUCGUCUUCAUGAGGAGAUUUUGGUCUCAAUGUCAAAACAAGUACACAAGUAUGCGUAUGAUGUUAAUCUGUCCGACGUAGUAAAAUUUAUGUUACACCUCUAACACAGCUCAAGUUGUAAGCGAAUGCAAACAUAAAGUAAAAGCUACAAUAGCAUAAAUACCUUAUGCUAUUGUAGCUUUCUAAUGCACAAAGAAACGUAAAAGACUGUAAAUGAAACCAAUUUAACGUGUAGAAGAAAUGACUCUGUAUUUUCAUUCAUUUAAUUUUUUCUGUGGUGAGGUAAAAGUGGAGCAAAACCCUUCAGACAGCCACAGUAGUCGUCAGAACAUUAGUCUCCGUACAUUUUCAGCUUUUGUUCAUGCCAACCACUUAAAAAUCCAGCAAAGUGUUUAAAUACAGCAUGCCACAACUCAACAGCUUGUUAUUUUUAACUACAUCUUGGCAUUGUCAGAUGGUAUAAAAUAGGAAGCAGGAUUUUAUGUUCUAUACAUAAUUGAUGACAGACAAAUUUAUCAGGAGAUCCACAUGGUUGGUAAGACUAGUGAGAAGCGGAGGCGAGCAGAUAAUAGAGAGAUAAACAAUCAACAAUCCAUCACGUUAUUAUUUAUUCAACACACAGCUGUUCUCCAGCAGUGCUGCCGCUGCGGUGAGAAGGAAUAUAGUGCGAGCGCUGCAGCUCUAUGUGUAAUUGCCCUGUCAUAUUUUAAAUAGAGCCGUUACAGAAUAUUGACUCCACAGAGGCCUGUGUACAAUAUGUUUGAAUGCCAAAACUUCCUUUUAAUUUAACAGAUUUGUAGCUAGCAAUGUUGCAGAGACCAUGUCUGGAAAGGGCUGACAUAAGCACAGGGCAUUAUUAUUCCUUAUCCAUCUUCUGUAUUAUGUUUGGCUUUUUUUUUUUUUCCUCACACCUCCUUGAUGUUAUAAACUUUUACUGUGAGUACACCAGCAUUACAAAAACCUGCAGCAGCCACUCUGAUUCUCAGUUGUUUUAAAGGGAAAUGGUUUAAACUUCUUUUGUCCAAUCACAGCUUUACGGUUUUCUAGGAGGGUGAGGCUGAUGCUUGGGUUUCGGAUUAGGUACAUGUUAUUGCAUAUAUAUUCAUAUAUAUAUAUAUUUUUGUUUUUGUUUUACUUGCUCCCUUAUUUUUCCUUCUGACACAAACCGUGGAAGUCAGGCUGAAAACAGCUGACUCACGGAAAUCAUGUGUAGUCAGUGUUGAGGGGAAUGCACGAAGAGAGGGAGGUUCGAUUUGUGACUGUAUUUUUUUUUUAUUUCUUUUUUUCUUUCUUUCUGGAGUCAUUAUGAGACAGGGUUUCACACCUCAAAGCAUUUUAACAGUACAGACUAAACCAGAACACUGUGGUACUGGUUCCCAGUAAAGUGUGAUUUAUAAACUACCAUUUACUCACAGACACUGCCACUUUAUAUUUACACUAGUGCUUAUGAUGUGUGAGUGCCUUAUCUAUGUGAACGUUACAAAAAUCCACUAUCCACUUAACUUUUACAUCCAGGGAAACACACCAAUGCCUAAUGGAUUAACAGUUGUCUUGUUUGUACUACACUUGUAUUUAAGGAAUAAACAGUGUUAUUUGGGAGCUUUUUUUUCCUGCUUUCUAAAUAAAUCUUUGUAUUUUUGUCAUGAUA